This is a messenger RNA of Ictidomys tridecemlineatus (thirteen-lined ground squirrel), 2112 nucleotides long. It is a transcript of the gene Chad, whose product is annotated as chondroadherin. The record is from RefSeq and is a predicted model, not a curated record. NCBI's taxonomy places the organism in Eukaryota, Metazoa, Chordata, Mammalia, Rodentia, Sciuridae. Gene Ontology annotation, molecular function: protein binding.
CGCUUCCUCUCUCCCCGGGUUCAGGGCACCCCGCCGAGUGUGCAUUGGGUGGGGGAGACGUGGAGAUUCAAAUUUGAGCAAACAAAUAAGUUCGGGGAACGCCUCCUCUCCGGUGUAAACUUGGGGCUCUAGACACACCCAUGAUCACCCUCCCCCCCAAAAAAAAGCCCAGGGAAAGGAGGUAGGGGGAGAAAGGGCAUCUCAUCUGAGAGCAGGCAGCAAAGGUCUCAGACUGAGGGGUAUAGUCUUGGUCGCCAGGUGGGGGAAGGGCCCCUGGCCCUCUCGCCAUGGAGGGCGGGGGAGCAUCUCUGGGCGCGAGGGAGUUAAGUCCAGUGGCCUCGAUGCUCCACGUAGUAGCUGGCUCAGGCCGCUGGCUGCGGUUAGGGCCACCGUAUAAAUAGGGCGGGAGACCCGAGCGCCCAGAACUUGCCGCUGCCCGCACCUGGCCGUCGCUGACCCUAGCCCGGGCUCCAGGCAUCCUGGCCAUGGCCCGCGCGAUGCUCUUACUCAGCCUCGGCAUUCUGGCCAGCCUUCUGCCGGCCCUGGAAGCCUGCCCCCAGAACUGCCACUGCCACGGAGACCUGCAGCAUGUCAUCUGUGACAAAGUGGGGUUGCAGAAGAUCCCCAAGGUGUCAGAGAAGACCAAGCUGCUCAACCUACAGCGCAACAACUUCCCGGUGUUGGCUGCUAACUCGUUUCGGGCCAUGCCGAACCUCGUGUCGCUGCACCUGCAGCACUGUCAGAUCCGCGAGGUAGCCGCCGGCGCCUUCCGCGGCCUCAAGCAGCUCAUCUACCUGUACCUGUCCCACAACGACAUCCGAGUGCUUCGUGCGGGCGCCUUCGACGACCUGACUGAGCUCACCUACCUCUACCUGGACCACAACAAGGUGACCGAGCUGCCCCGCGGGCUGCUGUCCCCUCUAGUCAACCUCUUUAUUUUGCAGCUCAACAAUAAUAAGAUCCGUGAGCUGCGCACAGGCGCCUUCCAGGGCGCCAAAGACCUGCGCUGGCUCUACCUGUCAGAAAAUGCGCUCAGUUCUCUGCAGCCCGGAGCUCUGGACGAUGUAGAGAACCUCGCCAAGUUCCAUCUGGACAAGAACCAGCUAUCCAGCUACCCCUCCGCCGCCCUGAGCAAGCUGCGGGUGGUGGAGGAGCUGAAGCUGUCCCACAAUCCCCUGAAGAGCAUCCCAGAAAACGCCUUCCAGUCUUUCGGCAGGUACCUGGAGACCCUCUGGCUGGACAACACCAAUUUGGAGAAGUUCUCAGAUGGUGCCUUCCUGGGUGUGACCACGCUGAAACAUGUCCAUUUGGAGAAUAAUCGACUGAACCAGCUGCCCUCCAACUUCCCUUUUGACAACCUGGAGACCCUCACCCUCACCAACAACCCUUGGAAAUGUACCUGCCAGCUUCGGGGUCUUCGGCGAUGGCUGGAAGCCAAGGCUUCUCGCCCAGAUGCCACCUGUGCCUCACCCGCCAAGUUCAAGGGCCAGCACAUCCGUGACACAGACGCCUUCCGCAGCUGCAAGUUCCCCACCAAGAGGUCCAAGAAAGCAGGCCGCCAUUAAACAGGUCCUGACUCAGCCAGUCCUGGUGACUGGCCUCUGCCUUCUGCCGGAGAGACUACUGACCUUCCCACCACCACCCGCUCCUCCCCUCAACCUCUGCUGAUGCACAGAGCUGCCCACAGCGACACACGUCCUGGCAGAGGGCCCUAGGCACUGUACCACCAACCCAGCUCCACCUGACAGAGUGCAAGGGAGGACCCAAAGCCCCUCUCAACCAUCACGGCUGGCCCUGUUGUGGCUCCUCUCAGAGAAGCUGGUGUCAACACCCCCGAGUCCAGCAGAACCAGAGCAGGGUGAUCAUCAGGAUGGUCACCCUCCCAGAACCAUCCUUCUUCUGUUCCCUCUCUCCCUGCCAUUUGGAAACAAAUAUCAGACCCUUAGCCCACCCCCUGCUUCCAGAAACGGUCUCAAGCCCUUCCUCCAACUCUGCCAGCCCCACCUGCCAGGACGCUCUCACAGGACACCAGUGCUUGGCUGCACAUCCUCCCCUGCUGCGUUUCUGCCCCAGAUUUCUAUAAGUAUAAAUUUAUGGAUGUAUAGUAUUUAC